Peronospora matthiolae is the source of this 330-nucleotide messenger RNA. The record is from the annotation of a GenBank genome assembly. NCBI's taxonomy places the organism in Eukaryota, Oomycota, Peronosporomycetes, Peronosporales, Peronosporaceae.
AUGCGGUUCGAGAUGACUGACAGCGGCAAGUGCACGUUCGCAUUGGGAAUCGAGCUUGUGGACAACAUCGACGGUGUGACAAUGUGCCACCGACGAUACGUGGACGAAGUCCUCAAGCGUUUUGGCAUGAGUGAUUGCAAGGCCGUCAUCAGCCCAGCGGACAUUGGUUCUCGAGUCACACAUAGCGACUCAGCAACCAACAAGAUCAACGCUCCGUUUCGUGAGGUAGUAGGUGCUUUGAUGGACUUUAUGAUCGCCACAAGACCGGACAUUGAUCUUGCUGUGGGCUACGAUUCGCGCUUCAUGGAGAACCCCCAACUCGAGCAUUAA